AAACAAACAUUCUAAACAACUGACCACUUAAACUCUAUAAGACGUAGACAAUAAUAAUUAACUUAAACAGUUUUAAAAAUACUUAUAGUUUUUAAUAGAAAACAACUGACCAAAUAUGAUCAACUAAUUAACUAUGUCUUCAUUUUGAAAUACUAUUAAUUAAACUUAGGGUUAGGCUGAAGAAGAGGUCCAUCAACGGUUCUUCCCUAUUUUCCCAUUUAUAUUAGCUCAUGUUAGGACCAAUCUUAACUCUAAACCCUACUACCCUUAGCAACCCAAAGACCAACCCUCAAGUUACUACUAAGAAUAGCACAUUAAGAUUUAUGAAAAACAUCACCAUAACAACUUUGCAGUAACACUACGGUUAUUUAACAAAACCAGUUCGAGAACCUUGAUCAGCAAAAACCACUUAACGAGGCAGCCAAGUACUAAUUAAGUGACACUUGGUUUCUAGAAAAGUUCGGCUAUUUAAAGCACUUUGGACUUUAAAAGAAAGUCAUUCUAAAUUGGGUUAGGCUGCAGUCCUAAUUUGGUCUAAUUUAAGUAAAAUCUAGUGAAUAAUAAUUUUCAGAACACCUUUUCGAGUUUAGGUUUAACAGUAGCGUAGCGCUAAAAUCUCUUCAAAGUCAAAUUAAUUCAACAAGAACAACCAAAUAUAAAAUUCAAUCAUUUUUGUCAAACAAUUCGGCCUAAGAAGGUUUUAUAAUUUCAGAGAUAAUAAUCAAUCAAUAAAUCAUAAUUUGAACAGAUUCACAUCAACACUCAAACAAAUCAACACUACUAAUAUAACUUAAACAUUCAUCACAAAAUUGGAAUUGAUAAUAAACAUAUUUAGAUAUUGGACAAUCAAAUUCAUAAAUUGGGAAAUUAAUAAAUUAGAAAGUCCUAAUUAAAGAAAAAGUAAAAUCAAAUAAAAGAAUGGUAACAAAUGCUCCCCUGUAUGUCUUCCUCGUUCAUUCGCUGCCAGACCAAAGGUAGAAGCCGUCCCACCAGUGUUGCAUCUGCCGUCUAGCCUUGCCUCGCCGGAACCGAACCACCAUCGCCGAACCUAGGGUUGAACCCUAGGUCGGCCUCUGCUCUCGCUCCGAUCUCCUCCGUAUCCCCCUCUGUGUGUUUGUGUUAAAAAAUAUCCUCUCUUAAUAUAGAGCAAGAAGUGGUGUUGGAUUGAAACUCUUUAAUUGUUUUGGAAGAAUCCGUUUCCUGCGCUACAUUUCUCCUCGUUGCUAUCCCUUUCUUUCUUCCUUUUUGUAACUUGAAUUGGUCAAAUGGAUAGGGAGUAUUAAAUUGAAGUUGGGUCAAAUCCAAUUUGGAAUCUAAAGGCCAAGUUGUGACGAUGCAAGAUGGAGUUCUUAAAGCAACUUCGGGAGCACUAGUGAUGUUGAAAGGCGUGAGGAAGAACAAUCUGUAUUACUACCAAGGUAGUACAGUGGAAAAAAAAAGAGGAAGAACAAAGGAUUACGGAGUGCGUCAGUACCGGCGGAAGGGAACAAAACAGAGCCGCACGAAUUGGUCUUCUAAUCGCCGCCGCCGUUCGCUGGAGGAGCUGUCUGCCGCCACGAGUCGGAGGCCAUUGGGUAGCCGCUGCUCUGCUGCCGAGUUGGCCGAUAAUUUGAGAAUUUGAUUUGUUUAAUUCGUCAAUUAAUCGAGGUAACAUGAAUGAUGAAUAAGGAACUAUCCUGGAG
This is a messenger RNA of Cuscuta campestris, 1682 nucleotides long. The record is from the annotation of a GenBank genome assembly. NCBI's taxonomy places the organism in Eukaryota, Viridiplantae, Streptophyta, Magnoliopsida, Solanales, Convolvulaceae.